Chanos chanos (milkfish) is the source of this 1524-nucleotide messenger RNA. RefSeq names its product serine threonine kinase 39 (gene stk39). Gene Ontology annotation, cellular component: cytosol; cytoplasm. The record is from RefSeq and is a predicted model, not a curated record. The coding region runs from base 1 to 1524 and encodes 507 amino acids. Lineage: Eukaryota; Metazoa; Chordata; Actinopteri; Gonorynchiformes; Chanidae. The transcript is spliced from 18 exons. Gene Ontology annotation, molecular function: ATP binding; protein serine/threonine kinase activity. Gene Ontology annotation, biological process: peptidyl-threonine phosphorylation; intracellular signal transduction; negative regulation of potassium ion transmembrane transporter activity.
AUGGCGGAGCAAGGCGAGUCUCGUCCGGCUCCUGCCCAAAAUCCGCAACCAGUGCUGACAACGAGCUGGCCAAUUGUCAGGGACUCGUACGAGCUCCAGGAGGUUAUAGGUAGCGGGGCUACGGCAGUGGUCCAGGCAGCCCUGUGCAUUCCCAGACAAGAACGCGUCGCUAUAAAGAGAAUCAACCUGGAGAAAUGCCAGACCAGCAUGGAAGAACUGCUGAAAGAGAUUCAAGCCAUGAGUCAGUGUAACCAUCCAAAUAUAGUCUCAUACUACACCUCAUUUGUGGUGAAGGAUGAGCUUUGGCUGGUUAUGAAACUCCUCAGUGGAGGGUCCGUGUUAGAUAUCAUUAAGCACACAUUCAGCCGUGGGGAGCACAAAAACGGAGUUCUGGAUGAGCCUAGCAUAGCCACCAUUUUAAAAGAGGUCCUGGAGGGUUUAGAUUACCUGCACAGAAAUGGACAGAUACACAGAGAUGUGAAAGCAGGGAAUAUUCUCCUAGGUGAAGAUGGUUCAGUGCAGAUUGCAGAUUUUGGGGUUAGUGCAUUUCUAGCCACAGGUGGAGACAUGACGAGACAUAAAGUGAGGAAAACCUUUGUGGGAACGCCAUGUUGGAUGGCACCAGAGGUUAUGGAACAGGUACGAGGUUAUGACUUCAAAGCAGACAUUUGGAGCUUUGGAAUCACGGCCAUCGAGUUGGCGACAGGGUCUGCUCCUUACCACCGAUAUCCGCCUAUGAAAGUUUUAAUGCUGACUUUGCAAAAUGAUCCUCCUACUUUAGAGACAGGUGUGGAGGAUAAAGAAAUGGUUAAAAAAUAUGGGAAAUCAUUUAGAAAACUCAUCACCUUGUGCCUUCAGAAAGACCCCACCAAGAGGCCAACAGCAGCAGAACUUCUGAAAUAUAAAUUUUUCCAAAAGGCCAAGAACAGGGAAUACCUGAUUGAGAAACUGCUGUGCAGAGGGCCAAACAUUAGCCAAAGAGCCAAAAAGGUGAGACGCGUUCCAGGGUCCAGCGGACACCUCCAUAAGACGGAGGACGGAGACUGGGAAUGGAGUGAUGAUGAGAUGGAUGAGAGGAGUGAGGAGGGCAAGGCUGCUGUCAAUCAAGGCAGGUCACGACGGGUCAAAGAAGCAGACCGAGAUGUAAGUGUGAAUGCCAACAAUGUACCCAUAGAGGACUUGUCCAUUCAGCAGCCCCAGGUCCAGCCGUACGAGCAGACCCCUUACAUUCAAGGUGCUGUGAAUAUGGUACUGAGGCUCAGGAACUCACGGAGGGAGCUCAACGAUAUUCGUUUUGAAUUCACUCCAGGUCGAGACACUGCCGAUGGAGUAUCACAGGAGCUGUUCUCUGCUGGCCUGGUCAACGGCCAUGAUGUUGUUGUGGUUGCUGCUAACCUUCAGAAGAUUGUAGAAGACCCAAUUACCUGUAAAGUAUUGACCUUUAAGCUGGCAUCUGGCUGUGAGGGAACAGAGACUCCAGAUGAGGUGAAGCUGAUUGGCUUUGCUCAGCUGAGCGUCACCUGA